UUCUCUAGAAAAUUGGGGGUGCUGUGCUGUGUACAGAGAACGUAACUUCUUAUCGUAGCUGAAAAGGUAACAUUUCCAGCUUUACAGCAGAAGGUGGUGCCAGUUUGCCACCUUCCAUUAAGGCUCAUUGUUAGACUGCGACAUGACUGGGCAAUUCAGUUCUCCAUGUUUUCCUUAUAAGUGUGAAAGUCUGUGUACUUCUGUACAGCCACACUCCCUUGUCUGUAUUUUAAUGGCUGAAGUCUCUGUUCCUAGUCCUUGACUUAGAACACAGCAGAACUGUGUAGUGCUUAGACUCUGUGUGCAUAAACGCUUCCAUAGCAAGCAUGUAGCUGAAAGAAGCAAAGUGCAUCUGUCCUGCUAUUUAAAGUGCUAGCCAUCAGUUUUAUUUGUUGUUAGUGGGCCGCAGUUUCAAGCAAGUUAUUCCAAUCUCUGGAGAUGGGUUAGACCACUACACUUUCUGGAUAAUUUGGACUGCUCCAAGGCUCUUCCCAAGCCUCUGAGGACCACGUUGGUACGUCUGGUAGUGUGGUCAGACCGGAGCUCUUCCCAAGGCUUCCAGGCUUCAGUCAGAUGCCUCUGACCUGCUCUUCCAGAUAAGAUUCCAGGUUUACUUUAUAUUUUGAAACAAAAUGGAAGACAUUGUUCCAGCCCUGGGAAAUCAACGGUCUGUAGAAAUGACUUUAGAAGCCCUUAAAGAGGCCAGCUUUAAAGGAUUUCAUCUACAAGCUCGAGAAGUGGAAGGAGAUGUUCCUGUUGGUACUUUUAAAAUUACAGAUCAAAACACAAAAGGCUUGGAUUGUCAUAACGUGACGAAUUCAGCUGUAAGUCAUGCAAAUUCAGAUGCGAAACAGAAAGUUACAACAACGUGGAUUGCACCACAUGAUAUUAGAGAUCUUCAGUUUAUCGCAACUGUUGUUCAAGAUCUAGAGAAAUUUUGGGUCGGAGUUCAAAGCAAAACCCUCACACCUACACAUUCUGAGUCAGUUAAUGGGACAGGAAGAAGUAAGAGGAAGAUUAUGAUAGAAAUAGAAUGUGCCAAGCGUGGAGGGACUUACACACCACAAAGUGGAUGCGUCCUAGUUGGACCCUCCGGUUCCUCUCGGAACAGCUAUACAAGUGGUCAGAGUGGAGUAGUCUACUCAAUAAGCAAGAGCGGAUGUGUCCCAGGAGGGACUGCUGAUGCAUACAGCAGACAUGCCUGCAAAGAUAGUGCAUCCUCAUAUAGACCUGGUCUUACCUAUGGCCAGUCUGUCCCUGCAAGCAGUUCAGAUUCCAGUAAGAAGGUGGUGGUCAUUGCUAACAGCAAUCCUUUCCCACCUGUGCGUCAUACCUACCCGCAGCUCUUGGGCAGUUCUGCUACUAAGGUCAUAAUACAGGAUGGACGAAGACAACACAGCAGCAGCUAUACUUAUGCUCAGGGUUACCAGCCUCAAGGUGGCAGUUCCUAUGGCCAGGGUGGGCCAAGUUACUCGGGGAGCAGCAGCAGCAGCUCUUAUGGCCAGGGCUACCAGCCUCAAGGUGGCAGUUCCUACGGCCAGCAGGGUGGAUAUCCCUCUUCAGAUGGUAGCAGUGGUUGUGGACAGGGUACUUCGUAUGAUAGCAAUCCCUGCCACCAGGAUGGAUCACAGGGUGGUAGCCAGGGUGGAUCAUACUCCUCACAAAACUAUGGUGAUAGCCAAAGUGGCUCAUCAUCUUCACAACAUUAUGGUGGCAGCCAGAACUAUGGAGGUGGCCAAGGUGGAUCAUCCUCUUCAGACAGCUAUAGUGAUAAUCAGGAUUCACAGGUUUCUUCAGAUGAUAAUCCCAAUGCUUGUGAUGAUAAUGACACUACAUAUAGUGCUAAUGGUCAGAGUUCUGGUUGUUCAAACAGAAAGAUUGUUGUUGCACGCGACACAUCACAUGUUUUGAGCAAAAGAGACUAUGAUGUACAGAAUGGAUCUUCUACUUCAAAUGGCAACCACACCAACCUCCAGGAUGGAUCCUUUAUUGCAACCGGUGGUGGAUCAAGUAGCCAGGGUGGUUGCAUUUGUCCUGAUGGAAGCAGUGGAAUUAGACAGGGAGCGCCAGGUUCUUCACACAGCACGUACUCUGGUAACCAGGGAGGAUCCUCCUUCUACCCAGGAGGAUCUUAUGGACAGGGAGCGCCAGGUUCUUCACACAGCACGUACUCUGGUAACCAGGGAGGAUCCUCCUUCUACCCGGGAGGAUCCUCCUUCUACCCAGGAGGAUCUUAUGGACAGGGAGCGCCAGGUUCUUCACACAGCACGUACUCUGGUAACCAGGGGGGACCUUCCUUCUAUCCUGGUGGAUCUCAUGGACAGGGAGCGCCAGGUUCUUCACACAGCACGUACUCUGGUAACCAGGGGGGACCUUCCUUCUAUCCUGGUGGAUCUCAUGGACAGGGCGAGUCUUCUGUCUAUGACAGCAGCAGCGAAUCCUAUGGUCAGGAUGGACCUUCCACAUACGAUAUUGGUGGACCUUAUGGUGAGGAUUCACCUCCCGUAGGAGGCGAUGAAUCUGAUGAAAGUGAUUCCCCCACACCAUCUGGCAGCCAGCAUAGUGGAGCGGCGUCAUCUUCUCAUGGUGGUAGUUACUCCAGUCGACAGGACUCAUCUUCAUCAGGAAGCAGCCAGUAUGGUGGGCAGGGUUCACCUUCUUCAGGAGGCGGCCAGUCUGGUGGACAGAGUGGAUGUGAUUGUUCUGGGGGGACCUCUAGUGGAUCUCCUACCUUAGCCAGAAGUGAUUCCUCUGCAAAUGGUUCAUCAUCUUCUGGAGGCAGCCAGCACAACAGCCAAGGUUCCUAUUCUGGAGCUAGCCAGUAUGGAGAACGUGGAUCAUCAUCUUACGGAGGCAGCAGUUACAGUGGACAAGGUUCACCCUCUUCAGGAGGAAGCCAGCAUGGUGGGCAGGGUUCACAUUUCUCAGGAGGCAGCCAGUAUGGUGGACAGGGUCCGUAUUUCUCAGGUGGCAGCCAUUAUGGAGGACAGGGCUCACCUUCUUCAGGAGGCGGCCAGUCUGGUGGACAGGGUGGAUGUCUGUGUCCUGGUGGAAGUUCAGGCUCUUCUGGAGGAAGCAGCUACCAUGGUGGACAGGGUUCAUCUUAUUCUGGAAGCAGUCAGUAUGGUGGACAGGGCUCAUCUUCUGGAGGCCAACCACAUGGUAAACCAGGUUUAUCUUCCUCAGGAGGCAGUCAUCAAGGAAAGCCAGGCUCCUCUAGCUCAGGAAGCACUUAUUCUGGUAAACAGAAUUCAUCUUCCUCCGGGGGCAGCCAAGUGAGCUCUGCUGGGAAACACUCCAGUCCUGGACUCCUGCUCCUAUUCAGUGUUCUGAGUGCCUUUGCUGCCUCUGCUGCUGUGUCAAAGUGGUCUGUGUGAACUUCUGAAGAUGUGCUUGGUGUGCUAGACAUGGAUUAUACUCUGUAAUAUUAGAUUAAUUACUUGAUGUAAGAAAAAAAAUCCUUAAGUCAAAUUGGCAUAUGUUAUUUGGCUGUUAUGUUGUACAUCCGGUUAACAUGCCAUGCCUCUGAUUAGUUUACCUUUAGUUUUAGUAAUUCGUAGGCAUCAUUAGUUUUAUCAGUAUUUUAGACAUCAUUUUAAGAGAGCGUAUUGUGCCCUACCUAUAUGAUUUUUUUUAUUUCCAAUUAGGAAUGUGAUGAAUACCUAACUGAAAUUUGAUUUGUUCCGAAACUAUUUGGUUACUAACCAAAAAGGGAGGUGAGGGGGAUCAAACAAAUUGCCAACUGAGCACUGCCACUGGUCGUCAUCACAUAAAAUGAAGGUAGAUGUAAUUUCUGGUGAGCAGCCCUCCAUGAGACAGAAGGAGAGGCUAAGAUAAUAUCAGAGUGUUGUUUUAGUCUAUUGUAGUUAACUUCAAGUUCAAUAUGGAGGAUGCAAAGCAGAACAAAUAUUUCAUGACUUUGGGGAGCAUGUUAAACUUCAUCCAUCGGAGAAGUCAGACAGCCUAGAGCAAAGAAAUAUUAAACUCUGUUCAAACCAACUGCAAAUGGCUAGAGUUCUGUAGAGCAGCAUAGAAAGCAGUGUAAUCCAGAUUAGCCUGAUAGCCAUUAAAGUGCUGGAAAACAACAUUUUCAUUGGGAAUGCACGGUAAUUUAAUUAAGUUCAUCAAACCGAUAGAAUCCUGGGAUUGGCUCCUUUUCUCAAGUAUUUUGUCUAACCUGUGAUACCUGAUGUCUCUGCAAGUUUAAUUUCAAGAAUGAUGCUGAAAGCCACACAGUAGAGUAAAUGGGGUCGCAGAAAAUCACGGCCAGUCUUUGGCUU
This is a messenger RNA of Struthio camelus australis, 4280 nucleotides long. The record is from RefSeq and is a predicted model, not a curated record. NCBI's taxonomy places the organism in Eukaryota, Metazoa, Chordata, Aves, Struthioniformes, Struthionidae.